CUGGGUUUCUUGUUUUUGCCUCAUUGUAUUUUUGCUUUCUUGAUCAAUUGAUGGAGGAAGAAGAUCAAGGACAGAAGAAGUUUGUAUGCAAGGUUUGUAGCAAGAGUUUCUUCAGUGGGAGGUCCUUGGGAGGCCAUAUGAGGUGUCAUUUAGUCACAAAUUCAGCUAAAAAACAUGAAGAUCAUCACAAUGGUACUACUACCACCAUGGAUUUGGAAGGUGGUGAUGAUGAUUGUUACGGGCUUAGAGAGAACCCUAAGAAAUCUUGGAGGGUUUCAGAUGAAAAACAGAGUAUUACUGCAAUUCAAGAAAACCAUUGCAAACAAUGUGGCAAAGAGUUUCCCUCAGUGAGAGCUCUGUCUGGUCACAUGAGAUGUCACUCAAUUAAAUCAAGAAUUGAAAAUGUUUGCAAACAAUGUGGCAAAGGUUUCUCUUCGAUGAAAGCUCUGUUUGGUCAUAUGAGACAUCACUCCAAAAGAUCAAGGGUCGAGAGCCAAUCAGACCAUCAAUCAACCUUGAGGUACAAGAUUAAUGGGAAUCUUCAUUUGCCUAAUUUGAAUGCAUCUUGUUCAUAUGUUUCUGAGAUUGAUGAAGUAGAAGAGGCUGCUAUGUGUUUGAUGAUGUUGUCUCGGGAUGUGAGAAACCGGGUUGAGUUUGAUUCGGUCAUGGAGGCCUCCGAGAAUUUCGCUGUACCGUUUGAAGCUAAAGCAUUGCAUCAAAGUAAGGAUGAUGAUGACACUCGGAAGAUCAAGAAACCGAGAAAGAAAUUGGAUUCUUGUUUAUCAUGUUCUGGGAAUUCUUUGUUUGAAAAGAAUGAAUCUGAAUUUGGUGAUUUGGAUUCUGGGUUUAUGAGCAAAAAUGAAAAGAACUUUGAAUUGGGACUUUCCAUUGAAGGGUUUCACAAGGGCGAUGAAUCAAAGAAUACUGAAGCAAAUUCCAAGAUUGAAUGCUGCAAUGAGAAUUCAGUUGAGCAAAUCCAAACCUUGAAGAACAAGGACUACGAUUGCCCAAUCUGCUUCAAGGUUUUUCCAUCAGGCCAAGCAAUGGGAGGUCACAAAAGGGCUCACUACAUUGGAAUACUCUCUGAAAACAAAAACAAAGAGAGUGUGUUAGCAAAGCAAGAGUUUCCUAAUAUUCAAAAUGUGUUUGAUCUUAACCUCCAAGUUACUCUUGAAAAUGAGAUCAACGAUGAUGAUGGUGUUGCAUUCAAGCCAUGGUGGGUUGGAAGUGAUCACGAGCCCGAGCCGCUGGUGAUCUCGAAUUGAGCAAACUGAUUCCCUCCUUGGUUACCAUGAAAUUUUGGGGUGUACAGACAACUAGUUGGAGGAUAUUACAGGUUUUAGGAUGAUUGUUGAGCUACAAACGUGGAACCCAAACACAUAAAUGAAUAGUGAAUACAUAUGAAUAGAUAAAUUUUUUCUGAAUUUGUUGGUGGAGUCCACUUUAGAAAAAUCUUGUCUAUUCAUAUAAUAGAAUGUGUCCGGAGUAUUUGUAGGCUUAUUCAUAAGAUGACCUACUUAGACGUAAAUUUUCUUUCCCUUUUGUACUCGUACCUUGUAAGUAGCAACUACUCCCAUUCCAUCUUGUGUGUGUGUUCC
This is a messenger RNA of Camellia sinensis, 1598 nucleotides long. RefSeq names its product zinc finger protein ZAT9-like. The record is from RefSeq and is a predicted model, not a curated record. NCBI's taxonomy places the organism in Eukaryota, Viridiplantae, Streptophyta, Magnoliopsida, Ericales, Theaceae.